Molecule: messenger RNA, 415 nt
Organism: Cherax quadricarinatus
Lineage: Eukaryota; Metazoa; Arthropoda; Malacostraca; Decapoda; Parastacidae
Source: RefSeq, a predicted model, not a curated record
AGAAGAUACAAAGAGAAAUCUCGACAGAGGUGCCAGUGGGUGAAAUUGUGAAGAAUGGUACCCGACAGACUACUAUGGAAGAUGUCAACAUUGAUACUAUCAAGAAGUGUGAAGCUCAGGAUGAUCUCUUCAGUCAGACACACAUGAAAAAUGCUGAUAUGUGCAAAACUACAGAGGAAGAUGCAUCACUGAAGACAGAUAAGUCUUUGAGAAGACUGACUCUAGGGACAGUUGCUCUUAUAACGGAGAGACUGCUUCAUCUUCUACAUUAACACUACAGGAAGUCCAGUCAGCUGUAUCAACACGGAAGAGGAAUCUGCCCUCAUGGUUGGCCAAGAACGAAGUGACCAAAGAUGGAGGGAAACAAAUAGGAAAGGAUACUUUACAUUCCCAUGGAGUCAGCCAGAAUACACAC